Messenger RNA from Cynara cardunculus var. scolymus (artichoke), 5855 nucleotides. Its product is annotated as myosin-7B-like. The record is from RefSeq and is a predicted model, not a curated record. Lineage: Eukaryota; Viridiplantae; Streptophyta; Magnoliopsida; Asterales; Asteraceae.
CGUAUAGUGCAAAUUGCGAAACGCUAAAACCAAAAUCUACCGUCUCCGACGCCAGAUCAACAACCAGAGCCCCCCCAACAUUCACCAUUUUUAAGAUCUUAUGCUUCAAACCGAAUUCAACUAUAGUCGCAUCCUUUCUUAAAUCUAAGAAAUGGAAGAGGAUAACGAUUUGGAGCAGGUUACGGGGAGUCCAACAGCUGGAGAGAACGGAUUUGUUCAUAUAGAGUCAGCUGAUUCUGCUCCGACGGACGGUGGCUCAAUUAAUCAGGUUGACCAUCUCGAGCAGGACGAUGGGGUGGUGAUAACAGGAGUAGAUACUGUACAGUAUGAGCGACAUGAUGCAAGGACGACUGAAGAUGGGGGACACGAUGAGUUUGUGGAUUGUCCAGAUGACUUGGUUUCUAAUGAUGUGAGGUCCCCUGUUGGUGGAAAUAGGGCUAGCCAACAGCCAUUUGGGAACGAUAUGGAAGAUAUUCAAUAUAGGGCGCCUGACGAUGAAAAAGAAAUCUUUCCACAGGACUACGAGCAAGAACGAAGGAUGCUGAUGAAAGAAGUUACUAAUCUUCAUCAUCAGCUCAAGGCUCUAAGCAAGCAACAGUUGCUGAUUGGUGGAAUUGAUGCUGGUUUUUCUAGUGAUCAGCUUACAUCGGAAACAGGAGAGGGUGGCGAAAAGGCUUUGUUGCCUUUGCAUGAGAUGGUAAAUGAGUGCUUUAAGUUAAUUGAACUUGCUUUGAAUGAGCGAUCACAGGCCGAGGGCACAAUCAGAGAACUCAAUGCCACCCUACAUAUGAAGGAUAAAGAAAUUGAGGAUCUUAUGGCGAGGCUCAAUGAACACUCUAUAUCACAGGAUGUAGUAGCUAAGUCUGAUGAAGUGUCAUCUGUUGAGGCCACUGCAGAUAGGAUUUUAUUUUCUCUUGCAACUGCCCUUGGUGAUGCAGAAUUGUCUGAUACAUCUGUUAGUGGGAAGGUGUCUCAUCUUGAGAAAAGUACCUCCCUCUUACUUGAGAAGUACCACUACUUCCUUUCAGAAGUUGAAAUGCUUAGCCAUUGUUUGUCAGAGGUUAAGUCUGAUUUUUAUAUGCAAAAUGACAUGGAAACGGUUUUUCUCUCUGUACGGGAGGAGUUGUUUGCACUAAAAAGAAAAGAACUUGAGUUGGCCAACAAAAAUAGCCAUUUAGAAUAUCAGCAUGGACAGCUGAUGGAACAACUUAACAAAGGCAGAGAAACAGUUGAGUUGCUAAAUGCAGAGAUCGGAAAACUUAAAGGGGAAGUUGAACAGGAGAGAACGAGGUAUACUAAUACUAAAGAAAAGCUCAGCUUGGCUGUCACAAAAGGGAAGGCUCUGGUCCAGCAGCGUGACUCAUUGAAGCAGUUGGUUGCUGAGAAAACCAGUGAACUAGAAAGACGUUUAAUCGAAUUGCAAGAGAAGUCAAGUGCCCUAGAGCAUGCUGGGUUGAGGAAUGAUGAGUUGACGAGGACUGAAAAUUUGGUUAAUUCGCUGCAAGAAGCUCUUUCGCAAAGGGACAUGAUCCUUCAAAAAUGUGGAGAAAUUCUUUCGCUAAGUGGUGCUGCUGGGGAACUUCAGCCUUCAGAUAUCAUUGAGAGGGUUGCAUGGCUUGCAAAUGAAGUAAGUAGACUAGCACCCCUGUCUUGGGAAUUUCAGCGACUUACUGAAUUGUUAUCGUCCCUAGAGUUGCCGGAAGCCAGGCAACCUCCCAACUUAGAAUCUCAAGUUAGCUGGCUAUUGGAAUCAUAUAAUCUGGGAAAAAAUCAUUAUAUUAAGCUACAACAUCAAAAUGAUGCAACAAGAGAGGCUGCUCAUGCACAGAUUGAUCGCCUAACUGCAUCACUGUUAGCAGAAGCGCUGGAGAAGCACUUUUUUAUAGAGGAGUUUGAGGAUUUGAAAUACAAGUAUGAAGGAAUUGUUGGGGAGAAAAAGCAGAUGGUUGCUCUGUUGCUUGAUGCGUCUGGGUUCUCUAUAGAUGGUUUUGAGGAGAACUUUAAUCUACAGUCUGAUAUGGCUGUGGUGAUUGGCAGAUGCUUUUCGAAGAUAAAAGAACAAGCCAUAACUUCUACUGACUCAUCGUCCAUGGACAAAGAAGUGCUUGAAAAGAUUCAAAAUCUGUUGUAUGUAAGGGAUCAGGAAUCUAAGCUGUAUGAGCAAAUUCUUGAGGAAGAGAAGAUGUAUAGAUUGGAGCGGGAUAAUCGCUCAAAUGAGUUGGUAAAGGUUUUUGAAGAAUUACGUGCAUCAAAAGAUGAGAAGAACUCUCUGCAAAUAAAUCUUCAACGAGCCGAGGAGAAAGCUUCUUUAUUGAGAGAGAAACUGUCUUUGGCAGUUAAGAAAGGCAAGGGUCUUGUUCAAGAACGUGAAAGUAUGAAACAGCUAAUGGCCGAAAAGAAUGCUCAGAUUGAGGCGUUAAUGCUUGACUCGCAGAAGCAAGAAUCAACAUUGAGUGAGUGCAGGGAUCAGAUUAAUAUACUGUCAACUGAAGUGAAAAAAAUUGCAAAGUUGGAAUCUGAUCUCUUACGUUCAAAAGAAGAAAGGGAUCAAAUUGAGCAGUUCUUAGUUCAGAGCAACACCUUGUUGCAACAGGUAAUUGAGACAAUUGAUGGUAUUAUUCUUCCAGUAGAUCUAAAAGAGCCAGUUGAGAAGGUGAAGUGGUUGGCAACAUAUUUAAGUGAAUGCCAAGUUGCCAAGGCACAGGCAGAGCAGGAGCUAGGAGAUGUAAAAGAUGAAGCUGGUAUGCUGGCCAGCAAGUUAACUGAAGCCCUAGCAACCAUUAAAUCCCUUGAAGAUGCAUUAUCAGUUUCAGAGAAAAAUGUUUCUCAGUUAGCUGAAGAAAAGAGAGAAUUAGAAUUUUCAAAGACUUGUAUGGGAGAGGAACUACAGAAAGCAAUAGAUGAACGGGAAGUUUCAAAGACACAGGCAGAACAAGAAAUGCAAAUCUUAAAAGAGGAAGUCAGUACAUUGAACAAGAAGUUGGUGGAAGCCCUGAAAACCUUGAAAUCACUGGAAGAUUCACUGUCAGGUUCAGAAAAAACUAUCAGUCAACUAACUGAAGAGAAGAGAGAACUAGAGAUUGCCAAGUCUCGUGUUGAAGAGGAAUUAUAUAAAGCAAUGGAGGAAGCAACUUCUCAAUCAAGCAAGUUUCAAGAGGCCUCUGCCAAUAAAAAGUCGCUUGAAGAGGCAUUGUCGCUUGCAAAAAACAACAUAUCCGUGCUCUUGAGUGAACAAGAAGAGGCUCAAGCUAGCAAAGCUGCUGCUGAAAUGGAGCUACAGAAAGUUAAGUUGGAAGUUUCUGCUCAUGCCAUUAAUCUAGAUGAAGCUCACCAGACUAUAAAGUCCCUUGAAGAUGCAAUGUCUCAGAUAAAUACAAAUGUUUCUCAGUCUUCACAGGAAAAUGAGACACUAACUAGUAGAAAUGUAUUAGAGAGUGAGAUAAAGAAACUCAAAGAAGAGGCCAAGUACCAUGAGCGCAAGGUUGUGGAUGCAUCUGCAACUAUUAAAACACUAGAGGAUGCAUUGCUUAAGGUAGAGAACACUGUUUUCGAUCUUGUUGGGGAAAAGAAGAAUGCUGAACUGGAGAUUUCAGCCCUCAAUACCGAGCUGAGUACAUGUAGGCAAGAGUUGGCAGCCAAACAUGAUAAAUGGGCUUCGGAGCUCUCCAGUUUCUUUGGAAAUCUUGAAGUGCUGUUGAAAGAUGGAUCUCUAUUGUCCUUGUUCAAGCAAAGUUUUGAGAGAAAAAUCAAAAGCUUAAAAGAAAUAGACCGGCUUCUAAAUGAAAUGAAGGAUAAUUUUGAUUCAGAAAAGCUGCAAGAUCAUCCUGCUAUCAAGGAAAAUUUCCAGUCAACUUUCCUCCCUGCUGAUGACAAUGAUUGGACCACUGGGAUGAUUGAUGAUGAGUUUAAUGCAAAAGAUAUUGAUGGUUUUGGUUCAUAUGCUGGAAAAACUUUGGAUAACUUGAAUACUAGAAACCAAAUUCUUGUUGACCAAUUUGGCAGUUUCUCAACAGUCAUUGAUGACAUGAUUGCAUCUUUGUUGAUAAAACUAGAGGCAAUAAGGAAUACUGUGCCAUUUAUGGUUCAACAAACAAAAGCCCUGCAAGAAAAAUUGAAAAGCAUGCAGUUGGACAUGUCCACCACAAUUGAAGAAUUGAAGGGUGAAUUAGAGAAAUCCAAGUCAUUGAAUGAUAUAGCCGAAGAAGAAAAUGAUGCAUUACAAAGGCGAGUUUUUGAAUUGGAGACUGAACUAGAAGCAUCUGGAAAUAUGUGUAAUGAAAUGAGCUUUAAAUUAGAAGAUUAUCAAGCAAAAGAGGACAAGUGGAAAGAAAGAGAAGCGGAGUUGUCUGUGCAAAGUACUAGGUUCCAAGAAAGAGUUUUUAAGUUGGAGACUGAACUCAAGGAAUCUGUUAAAGAUUAUGGUAUACUUUUGUUUCUAUUGAUGAUCGUCCAUUUGAUUAUUAUCUGUAGUGAUCAAGGUUGUAUAUUCAUAUCAUUCAUUAUGACUACCGUAUUUCUAACUUUCAUACAUUUUCGUUGUUUUUCAGAGGGCGAUGCACCAAAUGCUCUUUUAUCAGCUUCACAGAUAAAAGCCCUGUUUGAUAAGAUAGAUGGGAUUGCAAUCCCUUUCCCAAAUCUUGUAGUGGGGAACAUACACCCCCAAGAUUCAGACCCUGUUAAAAAGCUCUUUUAUAUAGUUGAUAGUGUAAAUGAAUUGCUAGACCAGAUGACCUUGUUGUCUCAUGCCAAAGAAGAGCUGCGCUCGACCCUUUCAAAACAAGCCCUUGAAGUUGAGCAUUUGAAGGGGGAAUUCAAAGAAGCCAUGAAGGACAAGCAAGAGGCUGAAAAGACGGGGAGGGUAUUGUUUGAUUUAUCUAUAGGGUUGCAGAGCAUUAUUCAAAAGUUGGGAGGUGAUGAGUCUGUUGGAGUCAAGAAAUCUGCUGAUGUGGCAGGACUGCUCCCAGUACUAGAGAGGCUUGUUCAGGGCAUUGUUUUGGAUAGUGACAAUUCAAGAUCCAAAGCUCAAGAUCUAAGUGCCAAAUUGCUGGAGACCCAGAAGGUAGCUGAGGAAUUAGCAAGCAAGGUUAAACUACUUGAAGAUUUUAUUCAAAAUAGGACAGGUGCACCAAACACGAUACAGGAAAAAAGUGUUUUUGCGUCACCUUCCUUGCCUUCUAAAUCGGAAAUUUCAGAAAUUGAAGAUCAGGUUCCAGUUGGGAAAAUAGGCUUGCCUUUGGUGCCAUCUGCUCCCCAUGUGAGAUCUUUACGAAAGAAUUCAAGUGAUCAGCUUGCAAUUACCAUUGAUUCAGAGUCCGACCGUUUGCUUGGUAGAAAGGAAACUGUUGAAGAUAAAGGUCAUGUAUUUAAGUCACUCCAUACAUCGGGUCUAGUCCCAGUCAAAGGGAAGAUGAUUGCAGAUCGACUCGAUGGAAUAUGGGUAUCUGGUGGUCAAGCUUUGAUGCGUCGACCAAGGGCAAGGCUCAGUCUUAUAGCUUAUUGGCUAUUCAUACACCUAUGGCUUCUGGGCACUAUUUUGUGACCAUAACAAGGUGGUUCCAUCCAGGUAGACCAGAAUCGAACCAGCCAUAAGUCCCGUGUUCAGCUUGUACCAUAGAUAGGUAGCGCCUUUUCAACUUAUAUUUCUUAGGGUUGGGUUCUGGAGAGGAUGGAAGUUAUGGUGAGAAGGGUGAGAAGGGAUCUCCACCCUUGGAUCAAUCCUAAUUGAAUCUAGCACUAAUAUCACCGGAUCAAUUCCCGUGAUAAAUGCAAUUCAUGAGGUGGGGGUGAGAUUAAACGUGAUCAAGGUCCAGAUAUCUUCUUAUGCUUCUCACCUUAACUUCUAUUCUCACACGAUC